ACAAUCUACAAUGAUAGCACAACCUUUGAAGCCUGUGUAUAUUCGCCUCAGGCGCGAAAAGACAAACUUAUUCCUAUGCAUUGACCCAAAAGACACAAUGACUGAUGUCAAGGUUAAGUUAUGUGGUGCUCUCAAGCUUGACAAGACCCCAGACAAUAUCCGUCUCUUGAUGCCUACUCAAUGGGAUAAUAAAUAUGAUCUCCUCGAAGACGCAUGGACAAUGUCAAAGGCAAACCUUUCCAAUGAUGCAUUAGUUUAUUUUGUAUUUUUUGAUUCCAAUCGAGGUAAUUGGGAAGACGUUCAGCUGAUAGAGCCAGAACCUUUGGAUGAUCCAGAAGACGAUGACGUGGAUAUGAGAGACAACCUUGCUGCAAUCAGAAAGGAGAAAGGAAAGGAAAAAAGCAGGGAAAAGGGAAAAGGAAGAGCUUAAGGAAAGCAGCAAGUCAUUUGCAUUUACGCGUAUAUGAAAGACACUAUUUUGCUUAUAAGUCCUAGUGAGAUUUGACCACCAUCCAUAUACUUAAAAGUAAGGAACAAAGUAAAUCAAGUUCAGAAAUGUGUAUAAACUUAUGAAUUGAUUAUUAU
Phycomyces blakesleeanus NRRL 1555(-) is the source of this 585-nucleotide messenger RNA. RefSeq lists its product as hypothetical. Lineage: Eukaryota; Fungi; Mucoromycota; Mucoromycetes; Mucorales; Phycomycetaceae. Bases 11 to 430 code for a protein of 139 amino acids. The transcript is spliced from 3 exons. The record is from RefSeq and is a predicted model, not a curated record.